GGGGUCUCUCACCCAACACUGCCAAGUUGCCUGGGCAGAAAGAACUCCCUGCCUAAGGGAACAGCCUCCCGGAGAGGUCAUGUCUAAGGCACAGAGAUGGGCAAGAUCGAGAACAACGAGAGGGUGAUCCUCAAUGUCGGGGGCACCCGGCACGAAACCUACCGCAGCACCCUCAAGACCCUGCCCGGGACGCGCCUGGCCCUUCUCGCCGCCUCCGAGCCCCAGGGCGACUGCCUGAAGGCGGCGGGCGACAAGCUGCAGCCGUCGCCCCCUCCGCUCUCGCCGCCGCCGCGACCGCCCCCGCUGUCCCCCGGGCCGGGCGGCUGCUUCGAGGGCGGCGCGGGCAACUGCAGCGCCCGCGGCGGCGGCGACCACCCCCGGGGCAGCCGCGAGUUCUUCUUCGACCGGCACCCGGGCGUCUUCGCCUAUGUGCUCAACUACUACCGCACCGGCAAGCUGCACUGCCCCGCCGACGUGUGCGGGCCGCUGUUCGAGGAGGAGCUGGCCUUCUGGGGCAUCGACGAGACCGACGUGGAGCCCUGCUGCUGGAUGACUUACCGGCAACACCGCGACGCCGAAGAGGCGCUCGACAUCUUCGAGACCCCCGACCUCAUCGGCGGCGACCCUGGCGACGACGAGGACCUGGCGGCCAAGAGGCUGGGCAUCGAGGACGCCGCGGGCCUGGGGGGCCCCGACGGCAAGUCCGGCCGCUGGAGGAGGCUGCAGCCCCGCAUGUGGGCCCUCUUUGAGGACCCCUACUCGUCCAGAGCCGCCAGGUUUAUUGCUUUUGCUUCUUUAUUCUUCAUCCUGGUUUCAAUCACAACUUUUUGCCUGGAGACACAUGAAGCUUUCAAUAUUGUUAAAAACAAGACAGAACCAGUCAUCAAUGGCACAAGUGUCGUUCUACAGUAUGAAAUCGAAACGGAUCCUGCCUUGACGUAUGUAGAAGGAGUGUGCGUGGUAUGGUUUACUUUUGAAUUUUUAGUCCGCAUUGUUUUUUCCCCCAAUAAACUUGAAUUCAUCAAAAACCUCUUGAAUAUCAUUGACUUUGUGGCCAUCCUACCCUUCUACUUAGAGGUGGGACUCAGUGGGCUGUCAUCCAAAGCUGCUAAAGAUGUACUUGGCUUCCUCAGGGUGGUCAGGUUUGUGAGGAUCCUGAGAAUCUUCAAGCUCACCCGCCAUUUUGUAGGUCUGAGGGUGCUUGGACACACUCUUCGAGCAAGUACUAAUGAAUUUUUGCUGCUGAUCAUCUUCCUGGCUCUAGGAGUUUUGAUAUUUGCUACUAUGAUCUACUAUGCGGAGAGAGUAGGAGCUCAACCCAAUGACCCUUCAGCUAGUGAGCACACGCAGUUCAAAAACAUUCCUAUUGGGUUCUGGUGGGCUGUAGUGACCAUGACUACCUUGGGCUAUGGAGAUAUGUACCCCCAAACGUGGUCAGGCAUGCUUGUGGGAGCCCUGUGUGCUCUGGCUGGAGUACUGACAAUAGCCAUGCCGGUGCCUGUCAUUGUCAACAAUUUUGGAAUGUACUACUCCUUGGCAAUGGCGAAGCAGAAACUUCCAAGAAAAAGAAAGAAGCACAUCCCUCCUGCCCCUCAGGCAACCUCGCCUACUUUUUGCAAGACAGAAUUAAAUAUGGCCUGUAAUAGCACACAAGGUGACACAUGUCUGGGCAAAGACAAUCGGCUUCCGGAACAUAACAGAUCAGUGUUAUCAGGUGACGACAGUACAGGAAGUGAGCCGCCAUUAUCACCCCCAGAAAGGCUCCCCAUCAGACGCUCUAGUACCAGAGACAAACACAGAAGAGGGGAAACAUGUUUCCUACUGACGACAGGUGAUUACACGUGUGCUUCUGAUGGAGGGAUCAGGAAAGAUAACUGCAAAGAGGUUGUCAUUACUGGUUACACGCAAGCUGAGGCCAGAUCUCUUACUUAAUGGCUUGGGGAAGGCACAAAACAUGAGAGAAAGGUAACUGCCAGCCAGGCUUGCAUUGUUUAGAUAGGAAUUGCUGCUUGGUACUAGAGUCAUAUUUUCUUUUAAAUCCCAGAAUUUGUCAUCAUUUUCAGAGGCAGAGUGCCAAAUAUCAUUCAAAGCUCUUGUCAUUUUUACCCCCUUCCUUUAUUUUAAUUAUUAAUUUUUUUUUGCAAACAACAAGGAGCAUUGUUGUUCACAGGAAGCUUUCUUGACCAGCCUUAAAUUUCUGACUCACAGGAUUAAACAGAUUUUCAGGCAGUAUUUAAUCAGGUGCUUUGUCCUGUAUGUUGUUCUGUCCGUUUGUCUUAGCUCCCUGUCUUAAGUGUAUAUGCCAUCUGUCUCCAUGAAGCACAGAAAUGCCUUGAUAAGGUGUUCAUGAUUUUAGUACUGGGUCUUCUCUCCUGCCCCUUGCCUUCUUUGUUACUUGGAACAAGCCUCUCUGCUUGUUCACUCCAAUGAAACCCCCAGGGUGUCUUAUUCAGUCCAAGUGGAAGAAAUUCUGUUUACACAUCCCUACAAAUGCAAUAGCAGUAGUGUGUCUGGUGUACUGGGCAUGAGAGGGAGGAAAAAUGUCAUACUAUAAAUUGAGAGAUAAACAAUAUUUCUAAGGCAUUUAGGAUCCUAGAGACUGCUAAUUCCUAAUGCUCAUGUUUAUUUUCAGUUAGGAAGACAAUUGUCACUUUUAUGAUUGGCCACAUAACAAGUACUACUUUAUAUUCCCAAGUCCUAGAGCAUGACCUGCAUGUCAAAGACCUUGUACAGCAAUGUAUUUACCCAGACAUAAACAUCUGAUAUUUAGAGAUUCAGUGAUGCUUUUGAUAACACCACACAUAGAAAGUUAUAAUUACACACAGCUUUAUGGUAAAGAAAUUAAUAUACUGUCUGGUGCUGCUGUUAUUGACUGCAGUGUUGUACAGAAUUUAUCAUGGAUUUUUGACUGCUGAAAAAGGGACUGUGGAAUUUAGCCAUACCAAGGACUGUACUGGAAACAGAUUUCUGCUGCUGAAUGUGCCC
Balaenoptera acutorostrata (minke whale) is the source of this 2985-nucleotide messenger RNA. It is a transcript of the gene KCNC2, whose product is annotated as potassium voltage-gated channel subfamily C member 2. Gene Ontology annotation, cellular component: axon; dendrite membrane; voltage-gated potassium channel complex. Lineage: Eukaryota; Metazoa; Chordata; Mammalia; Artiodactyla; Balaenopteridae. Gene Ontology annotation, biological process: potassium ion transmembrane transport; protein homooligomerization. Gene Ontology annotation, molecular function: protein binding; delayed rectifier potassium channel activity. The transcript has 5 exons. The record is from RefSeq and is a predicted model, not a curated record. Bases 97 to 1932 code for a protein of 611 amino acids.